Penicillium alfredii is the source of this 1602-nucleotide messenger RNA. RefSeq names its product putative pheromone processing carboxypeptidase (Sxa2) (gene sxa2). Gene Ontology annotation, molecular function: serine-type carboxypeptidase activity. The coding region runs from base 1 to 1602 and encodes 533 amino acids. Lineage: Eukaryota; Fungi; Ascomycota; Eurotiomycetes; Eurotiales; Aspergillaceae. The transcript is spliced from 4 exons. The record is from RefSeq and is a predicted model, not a curated record. Gene Ontology annotation, biological process: proteolysis.
AUGUUGCUUAUGUCCAUCCUCACACCUGCGUUGGUAGCCCUGUCUCUAGGGUCAGAUGCAGUCUCGGCGGCCAAACAUGGACGCUUUGCAGAGCGAGCCCGAGCGCCCCUCGAGCAGGCCAAACGAGCAGUAGAGGCAUCGCAGAAGAAAUCGUCUCAUUCCACGGAGGACUUUCGCUUUUUAAAUGACAAGACCAAGCCAUACCGGGUGCAAUCCUUGCCCGAUGUGCCCUUUGACAUCGGCGAGAUGUACUCCGGCCUUGUCCCUAUUGACACAAGCAAUAGCUCGAGGAACCUGUUUUUCAUUUUUCAGCCUACUAUCGGCAAGCCCGUCGACGAGAUCACCAUCUGGCUUAAUGGCGGGCCUGGCUGUAGUUCGAUGGAGAGUUUCCUGCAGGAGACUGGCCGUUUUCUGUGGCAGCCUGGCACUUUUGCCCCGGUGGAGAAUCCUUAUUCUUGGGUUAAUCUGACCAACGUGUUAUGGGUUGAUCAGCCUGUGGGAACGGGCUACUCCACGGGCACUCCGACGGCCAAAUCACAAGAAGAAACGGCACAAGAUUUUGUCAAGUUCUUUAAGAAUUUUCAGAAAAUCUUUGGCAUCAAGAACUUUAAGAUCUAUGUCACGGGCGAGUCUUAUGCUGGACGCUAUGUGCCGUACAUCUCGGCUGCGAUGCUGGACGAGAAAAAUAAAGAGUAUUUUGACUUGGAUGGCGCCCUGGCCUACGAUCCAUGCAUCGGGCAAUUCGACUACAUCCAGGAAGAAGUCCCAGCCGUCCCGUUUGUGCAGCAGAAUUCCAACCUGUUCAAUUUCAACAAGACCUUUAUGGCCGAGCUCGAGAGACUCCACAAAUCAUGCGGAUACGCAGACUUCCUCGACGAGUACCUGACAUUCCCCGCCUCCGGGGUGCAACCACACAAGUCCUUCAACACCACAUCACAAGCCAAAUGCGACGUAUUCGACAUGAUCAACAACGAGAUCUUCAACAUCAACCCCUGCUUCGACCUAUACGAGAUCAACCAGAUGUGCCCGCUCCUGUGGGACGUGCUCGCGUUCCCAACCGCACUCGACUACCAAGCCACCGGAUCAACAGUCUACUUCGACCGUGCAGACGUGAAAAAGGCCCUCCACGCCCCCAACGCCACCUGGAGCGAGUGCUCCAACGACCCCGUGUUCGUGGGCGGCAGCGCCGGGCCCGAGCACGAAGGCGACAUCAGCGCCAACCCGAUCGAGCACGUCCUGCCACAGGUCAUCGAGGCCACAAACCGCGUGCUGAUCGGCAACGGCGACUAUGAUAUGGUCAUCAUCACUAAUGGCACCCUCCUCGCUAUCCAGAACAUGACCUGGAAUGGUCAUCUCGGCUUCGAGACCCGCCCGCAUGCCCCGAUCCAUAUCUCCAUGCCGGACCUCAUGUACCAGGAGGUCUUCAAGGCGAACAACCAGUCUGGUCUCGAUGGGCCCCAGGGCGUGAUGGGGAUCCAGCACUAUGAGCGUGGCCUGAUGUGGGUGGAGACCUUUAUGAGUGGCCACAUGCAGCCUCAGUAUCAGCCGCGCGUGGCGUAUCGGCAUCUCGAGUGGCUGCUUCGUCGGGUGGACUCGUUGUGA